This is a messenger RNA of Drosophila obscura, 1337 nucleotides long. RefSeq names its product carboxypeptidase B. NCBI's taxonomy places the organism in Eukaryota, Metazoa, Arthropoda, Insecta, Diptera, Drosophilidae. The record is from RefSeq and is a predicted model, not a curated record. The coding region runs from base 38 to 1162 and encodes 374 amino acids. Gene Ontology annotation, biological process: proteolysis. The transcript has a single exon. Gene Ontology annotation, molecular function: metallocarboxypeptidase activity; zinc ion binding.
GCAGAGCCAGUGCCGCGGCGUUUAGCUCUCUGAAAACAUGCGGAGAGCUCUGUGUGCGAUAAUCUUGUUCGUGGCGGCGAGUGUCGCUUCCUCUGCGCUGUCAGCACUUGAUCUGAACGGCUACUACAGCUACGAUGGGGUGAUGAAUUACUUGGAUUUGCUCGCGAUGGAAUACCCACAGCGGGUACUUGUUAAGGAUGCAGGUCGGACCUUUGAGAACCGCAUAUUGAAGACGAUAACCAUAACGAACGGCGAUUGGGUGCCCGGAAAGAGGGCGAUCUUUAUGGAUGCGGCCCUGCACGCCCGAGAGUGGAUGACACCCAUGGCCGCUCUCUAUGCCAUCCACGAACUGGUCGUAAAUUUCAAGGAGAACGCCGAUCUGCUGCAAAACUUUAACUGGAUCGUACUGCCGCUGGCCAAUCCGGAUGGCUAUGUGUUCUCCCGCAACUCAGAUAGGUGGUGGCGCAACAACCGCUCACCGAACGGGGGAGAGUGCUUCGGUACGAAUCUGAACCGCAACUUCGAUGUGGCCUGGAGGCAGGGAUAUGCAGAGCUGUCGGAUCCCUGCACCGAAUCCUAUGCCGGCAGCGAACCUUUCUCGGAGGCGGAAACCCGCCUAGUGCGGGACAUAAUGCAUCAGCUGGUAGACAAUGGGAGUGGCACAAUGUACCUGUCCCUGCACACGGCCAACCGAUCGCUAUUCUACCCGUGGGUGCACGAGUCGUCCCCCACAAGGAACCAUCAGGAAUUGCAGGAGAUUGCCCUCUUCGCCACGGACAGGAUACUAAGGGAAACGCAAACGGUGAUCAAGCCAAAGCAGGCCUAUUACUACGGCGGAAUGGUGGGCGGUAUAAGCCUGGACUACGCUUUUAAGGUCGGCUUUCCAUUGUCCUUUGUGUUUGAGAUGUCCGGUCUGGCCUCCGGCGUAGAGUACAAAUUCUUCCCACCGCACACAGAAAUCAGAAGGCUGGCGAUGGAGUCCUGGGUGGGGAUACGAGCGUUGGCAGAGAAGGCCAUUGAGAAGUAUCCGCCCGGCAGAGCCAUACCACGGAUUCCAAGAACGCCAGCCAGUAAUAAGGCGCCAGGCAGUCCGAACUUCAACAUCCUCGUUGGUUUGCUCAGCACACUGUUGGCAUACGUAGCCAACCAAUUAAUUAGUUGAAUAAUUUAACAAUUUCUCUAUAAUUUAAAGCAAAGGCUGGUGUAGUUUUGCACAGCUUUGAAACAGGUUUAAAAUGAUUCGUUGAAUGCAUAACGCAGGCAUUGCAUGUUGAAAACUGAAAGCUGAAUUUACAAACAAAGUCAUUUGACUGUGAAACAUACGCUAUAUUUACAAG